Molecule: messenger RNA, 740 nt
Organism: Mollisia scopiformis
Lineage: Eukaryota; Fungi; Ascomycota; Leotiomycetes; Helotiales; Mollisiaceae
Exons: 4
Coding region: 127-705 (192 amino acids)
Molecular function (GO): acyltransferase activity, transferring groups other than amino-acyl groups
Source: RefSeq, a predicted model, not a curated record
GGCUCCAGGAUCUCCUGGUUGACGACCAUCAACUGAAAGCAAGCCUUGGUAUCGCCGAAAAGUUUCAUAUUGCGGAAAAACAAUUCCUCAGGGUUAGAAUCAUAGACAGAAUACCCAUCCUUCAAAAUGACUUUCCGCAUUGAACCUGUCAAAUACGAAGACAUUGACAUCCUCUACGAUCUCUACGUCCACGCUCAUGUCACUGAUCCUCUACAACCCUUUCUCUAUCCCAGUCUCUCGUGGGCCGAACAAAUUCAAUUCGAAUCUACAGGACCGAAAGAAGUCUUCCUCAAGCAUCCAUGGGUUCACUACCACAAAAUCGUUGACGCUGAAACAGGAAUUGCAGCUUGGUCGCGAUGGCAUUUUCCCCGAGUACUGAAAGAUCAUGAGAAGGAAGAGAAAACGGACAAAGAUUACUUCCCGGAAAAGAUCCCGGAAGGAGCGAAUCAAGAAUUGAUGCAGGAGUUCUUCGACAAGAUCUUGAAAGUGGAGGAGGAGUAUAUCGAUCGCGAGAAGAGAUACUUCAUCAACUAUCUCGCGGUCCAUCCUGAUUAUCAACGCAAAGGUCUUGGCUCUAUGCUAAUGCGCAUCGGUCUCGACGCCGCUGAUCGAGACGGUGCGGAGACUUUCUUAGUCGCUACAGCAAAAGCUCGAUACAAAGCCUCACGGCGGGGAAGGAAUAGUAACCUUUUUGUGUAUGAUUAGAAAGCCAAAGUCUGGUUAAAUAAUGUAGAUUCAGG